Saprolegnia parasitica CBS 223.65 is the source of this 1104-nucleotide messenger RNA. RefSeq lists its product as hypothetical. Lineage: Eukaryota; Oomycota; Saprolegniomycetes; Saprolegniales; Saprolegniaceae. The coding region runs from base 514 to 1104 and encodes 196 amino acids. The record is from RefSeq and is a predicted model, not a curated record. The transcript is spliced from 4 exons.
CGCGUGGAGUAGCACCUAAUCAUCGAGUGCGCCACGCACCCUGGAGGGAUAUAGCGUCACCGACCCCGCGGCUUCUCGUCGGCAUGGCAGCCACGGACAAGAAGACCAUGAUGCGCGACUACCGCCAGCACGGGUGAGCCUGCGUGGCGCUCCGCCAACAAGGUGGCGACAGUGCGAUCGCACCUCUCGAAGCUUGCUGCACGAUUGCCAAGACCGAGCUCAUUCUGCCCUUGGAGUCGAAGACCCAGCAUUGGCGCGCGUAUUCCGCCGUUGACAACUGCUUUAGCAUCCUCGAGUGAUCUCGCGUUGACCGUGCGAUGCCCAACCUCAUGACCGACGACAAGGAAACAACACGGGUGAUGUCGACGACUUAGAACCUCGACGUGCUGGCUUGCAUCAACUCGGCAGAUCGGCGACUCGUCCAGCAAUAUGAUGACUCUUUUUUUCCGACGUCGCUGAACACGUCGACGUGCCGGCGGCGGCCUUCACUCGUCCAGAGACUUUCAUUUCACGAUGGCUACAAGUUUUGCGCUGCCACCGCCGACGAUGACGCACGCCGACGGCGAUGACGACUGCGACGCUGAUGGCGGCUACGACGAUGGCACUGGUAGCGCUCUUGUGGCGAGCCGCAGCCUCGUCUUCACGGUCGUCGGUCGCCGGUGGUCGACGGCGCAUGUCUUGCUUGCCAGCGGCACCCAUCUCAGCAUUGUCAACUCGACGUUGGUCUCGCAGCUAGACGCGCGUGGUGUCGACUGCCAAGUGCGCGCCAUAGCGUCACUGGAGCUGCAGUCGGGCAAUCUAUGGUGCCUCUAUGACGUGGCGUGCGUCGACACGGCGCUGCCGCCGAUGGUCAUAGUGGCGCGCUCGCUCCUGCAGCGCCUUCGUUACUCGACGGCAGAGCGUUGCGGCAAGCCGAUCGUCGGCCUUGCAGCUUUGCGCCUGACUGUCUUGCCCUCGAUCGCAAACGCUCGUUUCGACAGCUGUGCCACGCCGCGCACCGACGGCUGCGCUGUUCCGCCCGUCUCGCCGCCCUUCUCGCACCGGCCAUACCCGCCGUCCCGCGUGCUGAUGCGACCGCCAGCAAGGUGUCAUCCCUUUCCGUGA